ACAACAACAGACUUUGGCCAUAACUUCUUUCAGAAAACGUUGACCAUAACUUCUUUCAGAAAACUGUCAGGAAGAGAUAAAAAGUCACACAAUUUCGGAUACUCAACGGGUCUACAAAUAAUUACUAGGUGGCAACGCUUCCAACAUAUGUGUGCCCUGGCAUCGAUAAUUUUACAUCCCUAUUUUGAACGCAGAAUUCUAGAAAAUUCGACUCGCAGGCCAACGUGAGACGACAGAAUCAGCUAAAGAAAGCACUGCCGGAUAGAAAUCGCACCCACAUCAACCAGCAUUUCAUACAACCACAGCCAGUUAGUCCGGAUUUAGCGAUGGCCAAGUGGGGAGAAGGAGAUCCGCGCUGGAUUGUGGAGGAGCGCCCCGACGCCACCAACGUGAACAACUGGCACUGGACGGAAAAGAACGCCACGCCAUGGUCCAAGGACCGCUUGCACCAACUAUUCCAAGACUUCAAAAUAGGCCACAGCGACAUCGAGUGUGUCGUCGACUCUGUGGACAAGUGCUCCGGCGAGGCGACCGUCAACAAUCGCAAGGGCAAGCUCAUCUUCUUCUACGAGUGGGAGCUGGUGCUCAAGUGGUCCGGCAAGCUGCUCAAGAACAGCAUGCUCAGCCACAAGGGCAAGCUGACCAUACCCAAUCUCUCCGAGGAAAACGACCUCGCGGACGUGGAGAUCACGGUGACCAUCGACGAAUCCAACGACGAGUCGGAGACCCUCAAGCAGUUCAUGUACAACGUGGGCCGCGACCGCGUGCGCCAGCAGCUGGGCGCCUACAUCCGCGAGCUGAAGGAGGAGUACUCCAAGAACCUGAUUCUACCAAAGAAGGGCGAAGAUGCUUCGGCGGUAAACGCAGUGGCGAAUGCCAAGGAUGCUAAUAACGCUAGGAACGCCGCUCAGAAGGCCACAUCGAACAGCUCGUUGGCGGCGCCCAAAGCGAACAACUCGAGCGUCGGCUGCAAGCUGGACGUACGGACCCUCUCCCUGACCGAAGAGUUCCACUGCAGCGCCAAUGACCUGUACAACGCCCUCACAAAGCCGGACAUGGUCACCGCUUUCACGCGGGCCCCCGCCAAAGUCGAUGCCGUGCGCGGUGGCGAAUUCAUUCUUUAUGGAGGAAAUGUGCUGGGAAAGUUCGAGGAGCUCGUGCCCGAAAAAAAGAUCCAACAGAGCUGGCGUCUGAAAAACUGGUCUUCUGGUCACUACUCAAAUGUUGUAAUAGAGCUGGAGGAAACUUCGUCCAGCACAAUGAUGUCGCUCAAGCAGACCGGGAUUCCCGCCUCCGAAUACGAUGCGAUGAAGACAAACUGGUACCGGUACUACUGGCACAGCAUCAAGCAGACCUUCGGAUUCGGUACCUCCAUAUCCGACUCCUUAUAAGUGGACGCUUUUGGUCCGGAAAGCACGGGAUUGAUUGGGGAUUUGGUGGCCGGUGGAUCAUUAAACGAUUUCCAAUUGUACUCUACCAAUUGUGCUGCGAGAACUUCAUUUCCACCCUUAGCUGUAAUUUCUGUUAAUUAUGAAGGCUCUUUCAAAACCUCAUCUGUAAUGUUGAACCGAACAGCCAACGGCUCGUUUACAACAGCUACAGUAGAACCACAUUACAUACACUUAAACAAACACAAUUCACGCUUCCGACAUUGAUUUCACACAUUGCUGAGAAAAAAAUAAACGAAAAAUUAGAAAAAUAUUUUUUUUUGUAAUUUUGGAUUGUACAUUAAUAUUAAAUUUGUUACAAGUAAUGGAUUUAAACCUAAAUAUCUUGGGAUAAGUAUUGAAAAAAUCAUUGAAACAAACAAACAAGUAUUACAAUAAAUUCGUGGUUCUUUCAUUUGAAGUUUA
Molecule: messenger RNA, 1853 nt
Organism: Drosophila rhopaloa
Lineage: Eukaryota; Metazoa; Arthropoda; Insecta; Diptera; Drosophilidae
Product: activator of 90 kDa heat shock protein ATPase homolog 1
Exons: 4
Coding region: 327-1391 (354 amino acids)
Biological process (GO): positive regulation of ATP-dependent activity; protein folding
Cellular component (GO): cytosol
Molecular function (GO): protein-folding chaperone binding; ATPase activator activity
Source: RefSeq, a predicted model, not a curated record